AUGCUUGACAAUUACCGUCGUGGACGAACUGUGGUACCAGAUAUCGCGUGUAACAGUCAUAUCAAAUUUGAACAUUUACAUUAUCAUGCGAUAGAGAAACUUGGUGCGGAUUUCAUUGCAAGUGGUCACUAUGCCAGCACUUCUAAUGGGGAUUUUCAAGAGGAAGGAGGGAAAGAAUCAGGUGUUCGAUUAUUGACUGGUAUCGACCCUCUCAAAGAUCAGACGUAUUUUUUGUGUACAUUGCGUCAGGAACAGCUCAGACGAGCCAUGUUCCCUGUAGGAUCAUUAACAAAAACGAAAGUUCGACAAAUAGCCCGAGAACAGGGCCUUGAUGAAAUUGCGGAUAAACCAGAGACCAAGUCUGUCUUACUGAACUUUGUUGUUUCCUUAUAUUUGUGCUUAUUGCAUUUCUAUUAUUUACAGUAUAUCGAACCUAAAGAGGGUGAGAUUGUGACUGUAGAUGGAAAACUUCUCGGUGAACAUGAUGGCAUUCAUCAUUUCACAUUAGGAAAACGGAUUCAUAUACAAGAUUCUAGUGAAGCAAAGUUAGAAUGUCGGAUACAACGCACCCAUCCACCAGUGCCGUGCAAAGUCAGACGAAUGGAUAAGAAACUUCUCUCAGUUCGGCCAGUACUACCCUUCCGAGCUGUAGCUGAUGGACAGACAGCUGAUUCUUUUCAGAUGUGCGUUUUUUACGAUGGCAGAGAAUGUCUUGGUGGAGGCGAAGUACAGCAUAUCAUAUCAACGUUGCAUUACAACUAA
Strongylus vulgaris is the source of this 762-nucleotide messenger RNA. NCBI's taxonomy places the organism in Eukaryota, Metazoa, Nematoda, Chromadorea, Rhabditida, Strongylidae. The record is from the annotation of a GenBank genome assembly.